UGCCCCACCCACGAGUUUUCACCACGCUAUCCUUCUCGCUCUCUCCCCAUUCUCAAGUAACCAAGCGUCUAUAACUCUCUCGCCGCCGCAUCUGCUUCUUCUCCAAGACAUCUUCGUUCCGUCUUCCCACCGCUUUGAUCGCGUCCUCAUCCCUCAACGUCAGAUUUCUUCGACCUCAUUCUCGACUCUGAUCAGCGCGGGAUAAAAUCCUAGACGGGCGCGUGAGAGAUGGCGAGGCCCUCGCGCGAAGCGAUCGAUACCUUCAUCAGCAUAACCGGCGCCACCGAGGCCAUCGCGUUGCAGAAGCUCGAGGAACAUGAUGGGGAUCUGAACAGUGCUAUUAACGCGCAUUUUGGUGAAAUAGACAGAGUUGUCACAAAUCAAGUGGUCUCUCGUAAUGAAGAUUUUGUGAACAUAGAUGAUCCUCGUGAGAGUGAGCAUCCAAGGUCCUCUCUUCCGUUGUUUCCAUCUCGAGAUAUGAACCGAUUCUCUCUUCUUGAUCCAACCUUUGGCCACUUUCCUAGCCUUUUUGAUGGAAGAGGUGUUUCUGGUUUCCCUACACAUGGUCCGCUGGUUUCACAUCCAAGGGAAGUGAGGGAAUUGCCCAUUGAGUUCAAGGAUGAUGCUAGAGAAGCUGGAGCUUCUGGUGUGGGACCUACGAAUAAAGACGUGACUAGAAAUGAAACUGCACAUUGUCAGGAGACUCGUGGCAUUGUUAUUAUUAAUGAUGAAGAUCUGGACAUGGACCAUGCUGAUCAUGGUACUAAUGCUUCAGGGCGUACCUCUUUUGACAAUCAUAUUGGACCAACCAUUUCUCCAGUGGUUGAUAUGGACUAUAACAAUGAUAUAGAAGAAGAAAUGAUCAGAGCUGCUAUUGAAGCCUCCAAGCGAGAAGCUGAACGACAUGGCUUGCAAGGUCACCCUAAGUCACCUGCACAAGAUGAUACUGAUCUUGCACGAGCAGUUUCAUUGUCUUUGGAGACAGUAGAGGAAGAAAGAGCAUUUUGUGAACAGGAUGGGGAGAAUCCAUCUUUUAUGGAAAUAGACAAUGCUGGAUCUGCUGAAGCAUUUGAUACAAGGCAUGGGUCUGGUUCAGCUGAAAGUGGAACUUCAAGUCAAUUGAAAUUAGAAAGAAAAAGUACAUUAGUCUUGGAAGAAGCUGAGGAUGUGGAGGAGCAACCUUUAGUGAGACACCGUUCCAGACAAAUUGCCCCUGUUAUUGCAGAACGUACAGACUCUGGAAGUCCAAGCCAUAGUGCUUUGGAUCCUCCAUGGCUUGAUGUAGAUCGCCCUCAGCUUAACGGCCAUGCUUUUGAGAGAGAUGAGUGGGGUGGAAUUUCUUCUCAAGAGCAUGAUGAAGCUCUCAUGCUGGAGGCUGCAAUGUUUGGGGGUAUUCCUGAUGAAAGAAGGUUUCAGUUUGGAUACCCGACUCGUCAAAUGCCUCGUCCUCCUUCCCCUACACUUAUGGCACAACGCUUGUUAAGAGAGCAACAGGAUGAUGAGUAUCUUGCAUCACUUCAAGCAGAUAGAGAAAAAGAAUUGAAAGCUCAGCAGGAGGCUGAGCUCCGUAGUUUAGAAGAGGCUAAUGCCAGGGAAGCUGCUCUUCAAAAGAAGAGACAUGAAGAGGCAGAAACUCAUAGGAAGCAAAUUGAAGAAGAGGAACUUGAGAGGAAGCUUGCUGCUAAAGAAUCAUCUUUGCCACAAGAGCCUUCUUCAGAUGACACAAAUGCCGUGACACUUCUUGUGCGUAUGCCUGAUGGCAGUCGGCGAGGGCGCCGUUUUUUUAAAUCUGACAAGCUUCAGUUCCUUUAUGAUUACAUUGAUAUUGGGAAGGUGGUCAAGCCUGGCUCCUACAGAUUGGUAAGGCCAUACCCCCGUCGCGCCUUCAUGGAGGGAGAGAGUGGACUUUCUUUAAGCGAACUGGGUCUGACCAGCAAGCAAGAAGCAUUGUUUCUAGAGCUGAUCUAAAGAGUGCUCGGAGUAUAACUUCAACAGUCGGCUACAAAGAGAUCUUAUUAAAAUAUAGCCGCUCCUUGUUAAUACUUUACACCCGUUUCCUUUGUCGCAAAUGUUCUUUCCCAAUAAUCCCUUGUUUAUGUUUGCCCGAUACAGCUUGUGUGAAUGUUCUUUCUGAAUGAUUUCUCUGCUUUCUGCUUUUAAAUUAAAAUCAAAUUGUGUAUAUAGCACAAACAACACAGAACCCUGUUAUGAAGAAGAAAGGAACAAUAACAAGAACUAAUAUGUUCAUUGCUUGUA
This is a messenger RNA of Zingiber officinale, 2256 nucleotides long. Its product is annotated as plant UBX domain-containing protein 8-like. NCBI's taxonomy places the organism in Eukaryota, Viridiplantae, Streptophyta, Magnoliopsida, Zingiberales, Zingiberaceae. The coding region runs from base 229 to 1968 and encodes 579 amino acids. Gene Ontology annotation, molecular function: ubiquitin binding. The record is from RefSeq and is a predicted model, not a curated record. The transcript is spliced from 11 exons.